This is a messenger RNA of Aspergillus melleus, 801 nucleotides long. RefSeq names its product glycosyltransferase family 32 protein (gene och3). Bases 1 to 801 code for a protein of 266 amino acids. The record is from RefSeq and is a predicted model, not a curated record. Gene Ontology annotation, cellular component: mannan polymerase complex. Gene Ontology annotation, biological process: protein N-linked glycosylation. Gene Ontology annotation, molecular function: alpha-1,6-mannosyltransferase activity. The transcript is spliced from 2 exons. Lineage: Eukaryota; Fungi; Ascomycota; Eurotiomycetes; Eurotiales; Aspergillaceae.
AUGGCUUUCUCGGACAUCCCGCUACUCGUGCAUCAGCAAUGGUCCAAUGUCAAUAUCACACACUGGCCGGACAGCAUCCGUCAAGGUGCGGAGACUUGGCUGAAGACAGCUAUGACAGACAAUAUGGCGUAUUUUCUCUGGGUUGAUGAAGGGAAGCAGUUGCUCUUAGAUACAUAUGAGCCUUCUUUGAACGAUCAUUUCCAUUCCCUGCCGAGGGAUAUCGAGCGCAGUGACGUCUUUCGGACCUUGGCUGUUAAGCGGUUUGGUGGCAUCUAUGCAGAUAUAGACACACAUCUCAUCCGUCACCCAAUCUCAUGGCUAGAGCCGUCAGACCUAACCCCCUGGAGUGAACCGUCUACAAACAAUUCCCACCCUUCCCUAGCCAACACCAACCAACGGGAUCCAAUACGCGCCAUCUUUGGCCUCGAAGCGGACUGCAACCCAAACGAAGACACCUACUGGCGAAGCGGCUACUACUUUCCGGUCCAAUUGACUCAAUGGGCAUUUGCCGCUGCACCAAAUCACCCCGUUCUCUCACUCUUUGUGAACCAGACAUCGGAGGUGCUGCGAGCCGUGUCAGUACGGAAUCAAGGCGAUCUACAUUCUCCUGGAGCAAAACAGGAGCUGAUGGCGGUUGAUCCAUUGGUUCUGACAGGGCCGGCAGCAAUUACGGGGACCGUGAAGAGUUGGCUUGAGCAGAGAGAAGGGGUAGAUUGGAAUUCUCUGACUGGGUUGGUGGAUGGAGGGAGGAGCAAGAGGGUUGGGGAUGUCGUGGUGCUGCCCAUCACGGGGUUUAGGUGA